Rotaria socialis is the source of this 864-nucleotide messenger RNA. NCBI's taxonomy places the organism in Eukaryota, Metazoa, Rotifera, Eurotatoria, Philodinida, Philodinidae. The record is from the annotation of a GenBank genome assembly.
AUGUCAUUAACAAGUCAACAACGUAUUAUUCUUGUUACGGGGGCAAACAAGGGUAUAGGUUUUGAGGUUGUGAAAAAGCUCGCGAAAGAUUCAUCACUCACUAAUACUGUUAUUCUUCUUGGUAGUCGUGAUUUAAAACGAGGACAAGAUGCGCUCACCCGACUUGGCUGCCCAAACAAUGUCUGUGUGCUUCAUUUAGAUGUGACAUCAUUGGAAAGUAUUCUAGCUGCGAUCGAUGAGAUCAAAUGUAAGCAUGGCGGUCGAUUAGAUGUAGUUAUCAAUAAUGCUGCUAUUGGAGAUCUAGAAUUCACGAUUGAUACAGCCCGAAAAAUGUUUUCGACUAACUAUUAUGGUAUGAAAACAUUAAAUGAACAUUUGCUUCCUCUCAUACGAGAGAAUGGCCGUGUGAUCAAUGUGAGUAGUGCAUGUGGUCCAAUUGUACUGUAUGAGGCUUCAAAAGAUCUUCAAGAUAAAUACUCUUCGUCGACAUUGAACUUAGAACAGCUUGAUUGUCUUGUCGAAGAUUUUAUCUCAGCUGUUGGAACCAAUACUGUUGGUGAACUAGGUUACAAUCCAAAAACAUUAUAUCUAAUUUACAGCGUUACAAAGGCGGCAGUUAUUUCUCUCACCCGGAUUGAAGCACGUCAAUGGUUUGAUACCAAAAAUAUACUUGCAUUUUCCGUGUGUCCAGGAUUAUGCGCCACCGAUAUGACAAAUAAUGCUCCCGAUGGUUCUCCUGCUGAAGUGGGUGCUGAUUCAAUCUUGCAUCUUGUCAAUACUGAUCAAAGCAGGCUCGAAAACGGUUGUUUUUAUCGAGCUGGCCAACAACUACCACAAAUUGGCAUGCUCAGUCGUAAAAAUUGA